Antechinus flavipes (yellow-footed antechinus) is the source of this 1216-nucleotide messenger RNA. RefSeq lists its product as uncharacterized. The record is from RefSeq and is a predicted model, not a curated record. The coding region runs from base 192 to 902 and encodes 236 amino acids. NCBI's taxonomy places the organism in Eukaryota, Metazoa, Chordata, Mammalia, Dasyuromorphia, Dasyuridae. The transcript is spliced from 5 exons.
GCGCGGGCGGAGACGGCGAUCCUUACCUGAGGAAGCGGCAACUCCGUUCCUUAUCCCCCUAACCUUUCCAUUCCCUUCCCCGUUACGGCCCUAGGCGUUUCCUUCCUCAGGGGCCCGGAAGGCGUUGCCCAUUUUGAAGACGCCCCCAAUAUUCAGGAGGCACCGAAAUUCCUAUCUUGGGGGCCGGAGCUAUGGGCCUGAGCGGGGGUCUUUAUGACUGUGACGACCCCCAGUGCUGGACGGCCGUGCUGGGCUGCUACAAGGACGUGGUCAGAGCCAGAGAGGGCAAGACCCGCAAGCUUGUCGCUUUGGAUGAAUGGUAUCAGGAGGAGCUACCAGUUUCUAUAAGAGAGAGAAAGGACAAAUACCUCACAAGAGAUGAAUUGGUGAAGCUGAUGGAAUGGAAGCUGACGAGGGGCAAAUUCAGACCACGACUCCAGAAUUUGGUGGCCACUAACCCAGAGGAGUUGGUAAAGCAAUGUACAGCAGCAGCCUUCUCUCUCCUACCUAAUGUGGAAGCUGCCAUCACAGAGCUGAGCCAGCUUAAAGCCGUGGGACCAGCUACUGCCUCUGCAAUUCUGACAGCAGGUGCCCCAGAGACAACAGCAUUCAUGGCAGAUGAGGCAGUGGCUGCUAUCCCUGGCCUACCUAUGCUCCAGUAUACUCUCAAACACUAUGUCCUGUAUUUGGACAAGAUCCGGGCCUGUGCUCAGAGGCUGAACCAAGUUGAUGCCUCCUCAGAAUGGACUCCUCAUCAAAUAGAAAUGUGCCUCUGGACUUGGACUGUGGCUCAGAAACUGUGUCCCACAGUCUUGCCCUCUUUUUUGUGGGAAGCCCCCAAAGCCAGAGAAGAUGCUGAAGAUGUUAGACCGUCCAAGAAACGAAAAGCUAGCAUUCACUGAUCCUGGGCAUCUGUAUACACUUCAUUCAGAGAGAAAUGCAUCAGCCAGACUCCUAUCCUCUACAUGGGGGGCUCAGGGCAGAAGGUAGCCUUUGUCAUCCAUUAAAAUUGCCUACCAUCCCAACCUCAUCUGGAUCUCAACUCCUUAGAUACCUUCUCCCAGGCUGGCACUGACCCAGGAAUUAGGAAUUAAGAGUGUGUAGCUCCAAUUUCAUCACUGAAUCACUUCCGGUAAAGCCACUUAAACUAUUGUUGCAGUUUGAAUAAUUUCUCCCUGUUGUGUUCAGUUCCUGCAUAAACCUAGACUUGACCAUU